Chenopodium quinoa (quinoa) is the source of this 1098-nucleotide messenger RNA. Its product is annotated as protein FAR1-RELATED SEQUENCE 9-like. Gene Ontology annotation, biological process: regulation of DNA-templated transcription. The record is from RefSeq and is a predicted model, not a curated record. The transcript has 2 exons. Lineage: Eukaryota; Viridiplantae; Streptophyta; Magnoliopsida; Caryophyllales; Amaranthaceae. Gene Ontology annotation, molecular function: zinc ion binding. The coding region runs from base 1 to 1098 and encodes 365 amino acids.
AUGUGUGUGACAGAACAAGAAUUCGAAGCAAAGUGGCAAGCAAUGUUGCAAAAAUAUGAGUUGACAGAACACUCUUGGUACAAAAGAGUGUAUGAGUUGAAAGACAAAUGGUGUCCUGCCCUUUGUAGAGAUUUCUUUUCAGCAGGGAUCUUAUCGUCACAAAGGAGUGAAAGCACUAAUCAUGCCAUAGGAUUCAGAGCAAGUAAAGCAACUACUUUGACAGAAUUUUAUACCAUAUUUAAGAAGACAACUAAUCGUUGGAGAAGCACAGAGAAAUAUGAUGAGUUUACCUGUAGCAAGUCAAUAGCAUUCACUUCAUUGCCUCUAUCUGGAAUGCUAAAUCAUGCUGCACAGGUUUUCACUUUAUCACUCUUUAGAAAUUUUGAAGAGGAGUUUGGAUACUCUAUGGCAACAACUGUUCAGAUGUUAGGCAGUAAUGAAGAAUGCCUACUUUAUCAAGUAACACUAGAAGACAAGCCAUGGUCUGCACAUCAAGUAAACUAUAUACAAGAGAGCCAAACUGUAUGGUGUACUUGCAAAAACUUUGAAGCAUCUGGAUGGUUAUGUUAUCAUUGCAUCAGAAUUCUACAUUUGCAUUCAGUAACAAGAAUACCAGACAAGUAUGUUUCAAAAAGAUGGACUAAGUUUGCAAAAACAGAGGCAUGGGAUAGGUUGAAGAAUCAGGAUCCUAAACAGCAAUAUAUUCCGUGGAGGCAAACAAUGAUGAGGAAAUACUACAAUCUAAUCUUAAAAAGUCAAGAAAAUGAAGAGACAAGAGCAUUUAUGGAAGAAAGCUUCAGAAACAGUCUUAAAAUGGUGGAAGACUUACUUGCUAGUGCUGCUCAGAAAGAAAGUGCAGAAGCUGCUUCUAACAUUCCUGAUGUGGCAGACAACACUCAAAGCAAUACUGACGCUUCUUCAGCAUCGAGUACAAGCACAUGUGUACCAAUAAUUCUUGAUCCUAAAAGGGCUGUAACAAAAGGAAGAAGCAAGAGAGCAAAAGGAGGACUUGAAAAAAGCAAGAGAAAAAGAAAACCAGCACUGCCACCUCCAAAUUCAGAAUUUGGAUCAAAGACACCUAACUUACGACUCUUUUAA